Melampsora larici-populina 98AG31 is the source of this 897-nucleotide messenger RNA. RefSeq lists its product as uncharacterized. The record is from RefSeq and is a predicted model, not a curated record. Bases 1 to 897 code for a protein of 298 amino acids. The transcript is spliced from 4 exons. NCBI's taxonomy places the organism in Eukaryota, Fungi, Basidiomycota, Pucciniomycetes, Pucciniales, Melampsoraceae.
AUGUCUCCUACAUCUACAAACGCAGUCAGCAACCAAGGCUCUCCUACCCAUCCAGCUCUCGAAGUGUCUCAGUCAAAUGAGUUGGAACACGGCUUUACAAAUGAAGACGGUAGUUCGAUCUCGAGUGGUUCUGCUCACGCCGACGGAUCUUCACCAGCAGAAGCCGAAUCACGACUACAUCUAGAUCAAAUUGACGAGACUGAAGACUCUUACGAAUCAGUGAUGAGCAGAAUCAAUAAUUGGCGAGAGACGACUAGUUCAGAUAUAGAAGUACCUUUUGAUAUUGUAGAAGAAACUCCGAUACCCGAAGUGAUUGAAGAACAAAGAGAAGAAUCAACUGCAGAGAUUGAAUUAAGACAAAAACUAGCUUUACUUCAAUCACUUUUGAAUGAACAAAAUGAAGAAAAUGAUUCAUUAGAUGAUAGUGAUGAUGAGCAGUUUGAUAAGAAAGAAGACAAGUUUCAAUUUCUCAUGGGUCAAUCUGAUUUUAAGGAUCUUCUCUUUCUUCAAAUCUUAAAUCAAUGUUCACCUUUUUCUUCGAAUGACGGGGUUUCUAAAGCUUUUGGGAAAUGUGCACAUCUUCUCAGAACUAGUGAAGCCACAAAGGAGUACUUUGGCAAUCUUGGAAUUAAUUCAGGAAAAAGGUUGUUGAGGGAACGUUAUCUCCUUUUAAAGUCUUGGAUCACUACCAAAGGCUUCUGCAAUGUCAUCAAUUCUUCAUCUCAAGACCAUGAAGAAGAGAUUCGUGAGCUGAUGCAAGAGCUGAUUGAGGAGGAAAUCGCAUACACAACUCACAAACAAUCAAGAGACAUCGACCAACCUAGUUUACUUUCUGGUUCGAGUUAUGGUUCAGUUUCAAGCUGUGAAAGUUCAUUUGAAAGUGAGAGUUGUGUUUGA